Messenger RNA from Acyrthosiphon pisum (pea aphid), 2871 nucleotides. Its product is annotated as dynein regulatory complex protein 11-like. The transcript is spliced from 7 exons. The coding region runs from base 544 to 2289 and encodes 581 amino acids. NCBI's taxonomy places the organism in Eukaryota, Metazoa, Arthropoda, Insecta, Hemiptera, Aphididae. The record is from RefSeq and is a predicted model, not a curated record. Gene Ontology annotation, molecular function: protein binding.
CGUAUUACACACACGUAAAACGGACACAGUCGUCCGUCCUGUCGGCCGCGUAUUGGUCGGUGGCGCGCGUGCAACCAUCCCGGAGUGGGAGCUGCCGCACAACUGGUUUCACCUCGUCGGGUGGUGAGCUUUUCGCGCGGCCGACGACGACGUCAUCGUGGUCGAAUCUUCGUUGCCAAGGCAACGUCGCCGCCGCUGUGCGCAUUAUUGUUAUUACCAUUACUAUAGUCACUACACACACAAUAUUAUAAUAAUAUCUAAUAUAAAAAUAUAAUGUAUUAUAUUUCGAUCGCCACUCGGCCGGAGUAGGAGGUGUUGUGUUCGCACGAUUGGUCGCGUAGAUACGGCUCGUUUUACUAUCCACUAUUAUUAUUAUUAUUAUUAUUUAAUCGCCGUCUUUCGCCUCGGUCUACUGUCUCGGUCGUCCUCGUCGCACUGCACAUAAUAGGGUUGUAAUAAGAUUAACCAUAACCUAUAUAGGUACGUACUCCCUUCGUCGUCCGCCACGAUUUCGAUUGUCUUGGCGACACCGCCGCACCUGGUAUGAUCGUCAACCACCGCUGUAGUACCGGAUCCGCGUGGAAGGAAGCCGUCGGGCGGUUGCGGCAGAUCGAGAGGGACGAUCGGGCGUUUGUGCGAGACGCCCCGAACACCGACAGAAACCUGGUGCGCGCCACGGCAGCAAGGCUGUACGUUAGAUAUAUGGUGACUAGUAACGAACUAACGGCAUGCCAUAACAACAUUAUACAACCACAGUUACGGAUUUUUAUAAAAAAAUUAUUAAUGUGCACUUUUGGACGUAUACUUGAACUCAAACAAAUUCUUAUUGGUGAAGACUUCUCAAUAUACACACCAAUAAUUGAAGAAUUGAAUAAUAUGAAAAUAACCUAUGACCAGUUUGAAUUAAGUAUACCUCGAUGUUUCCGAAAUGAGAGACUAUCAUUUUUAAACGAUAUGGACAAUAAGAUAGAUGAAAUAAAUAACCGUAUUUUAAUAGAAAAAAACAAUAACUUAUUAAGCGAAAUAAAAAACGAAAGUAUUGAAAUAGACGAUGUAAAGCGGUCUAGCACUAGUCAAUUGAUCAGUCAUGAAUCAUCCGAAUCCUAUUUCGAUGUAGAUAAAUUCGUUUUUGAUACACAACCUGUAAUUACAUUUGAAAAAAUUACAAGUGCAGAUAAUUCAAGAGAAUUGUCUAUAAAACUCAUUCAAAAACAUAUCAGAGCAGUAAGAGAUCGUGUGGCUGUCAAUGAAUUAAUAUUUGCUAGAAUAACUAGAAGCAAUAUAAUUUCCGGGAAGUAUAAACAGCCUAGCAAAGAGAAAGGCCAGGAAGCGGCAGUUAAGAUUCAACGAUUUUGGAGACAUUAUCGAAUAAUGACAAUAGUUAAUGCUAGGAAACUAAAACGACACAUUCAACUUGGUAUGUUUAUGACUAGUGAAAAACUGAAUUUCGAUAUUAAUCGUGAACUAGAGGAUACAAUUCGAAUACAACAAACUGAAGCAGAUAUAGAGUAUCGUAAAAUUAUAAGUAAAUUGGAAGACAAUUUUAUCCAACGCAACAAAUAUGAAAUAAUAGAAGAAAUCGAAGAUGAGCUUAGGGCAUACGUGUGGACAUAUUUUGAAAUGUGUCAUCAUUUACCGUCUUGGCCGAAUUCAAAACCUAUCAUGUUCUCUGACGAUGAUGAUAAAAUUAUUGGAUUACCCCCGAUAGUUUUAUCGCCAGCUAUCUUAAAACAGUUAAAUAUACCGAAUGUACAUUAUAAGUCAGCAUUAAAACAACGAUUACCACUUGGAGGUUCAGCUAUUAUUCAAACAGGAAGGUGGAUGACUAUAAAAAUGGCUGAAAUACUUGCAAUGUUAAUUAUAGAAUUUGAAAAUAAACCAGCAAAAGAGAGAAAUGUUCUAAUCAAACAACUGGCAGAAAAAAAUAAAAUUGAAAAAGCAAAAAAUGUUGAAACCGCAAAACUUAAGGAAAGGUUAUUAGCAGCAAUUAAAAUUGUGGGCAUUGUUUUGGAAUCAAGUGAGUUAACGGAAUGGUUUAAAGAAACGUUUAAUGAAUAUGAUAGUAAUUGGGCGUUAGAUAGUGGAAUCGAAAAUGAACCUAGGGAAGAUCUAAUAAAAUCUGAAAUUUAUUCAAAGGCUCAAGUGGAACUUAGAACUAUAGUUGAUGAAACCAUUAAGGAAGAAUUAAAUAUUCUAAAAAUGGCAUAUGCCCAGGAUUUGAGUAAAAUCGUUAUUAAAAUAUUUUAUACAUUUAAAAUGUUAGUUUUUAAUAUGCACUAUAUAAACUGAUUACAGAAAAGAAAUAUAAAAAACCAAAAAUAAAAAGCAAAAAAAUAAAAAAAGGUCGAAAAAAAAAAAUAUUAACACCAGAUCCAAAUGAAAUCUUUGAAGAGUUGGUUAAAAACAAUUUAAUUAAAAAGUCAGUAACCUCUAGAUUUAUAGAUUUUCAAGGAGAAGUAUCAUUCAGCGCUAGUGUAUUAAGAGAAAAACCAUAUUAUUCUGAUCCACCAUAUUGCUUAGGUGAUAUACGUCAAGUAAGUUAACUUAACUUGACUGGAUUUCUCUCCAGAAAUUAUAUAUAUUUUUUUGUUACUUAUAUACUUUUUUUUAUCAUUAUUAAUUAAAGAGCUUUAUUAGUUACACAAUCAUAUUAUUAUAUACCAUGUAACACACUAAUAGUGGCCAAUGACCAAUGCAGUAGAGGGCUUGUAUUUAAAAUAAAAAAAAAAUUAUAGUAUAAUUUAUAGCUUAACAAUUAAGUACCUAUAAAUAGUAAAUACAAUAGAUAUUUAUUUAUAAUCAUUCAAUUUCAAUUAUUUGAUCAUACUAUGAUCAUCAUACUAAUAGGUAUACCUAAUAUUAAUAAUAAUA